This is a messenger RNA of Lachancea meyersii CBS 8951, 4857 nucleotides long. The record is from the annotation of a GenBank genome assembly. Lineage: Eukaryota; Fungi; Ascomycota; Saccharomycetes; Saccharomycetales; Saccharomycetaceae.
AUGGAUUUGUCUUUGCCUGCGGGCCUUUCCAUGGAAGCCAAGUCCAAGCUUCAAAAACUUAUACAGGAGUUUGAAGAUGGAGAUUUGACAGCAAAAGGAUACUACAAAAAACGGCACGAACUGAUGGAGUUGAAUGGCAUUUCUGCAUCUCCAGUGCAAUCACCCAGAUCAGCAGCGCACCAAAACUUCCCCCAUACUCGAAACCAUAGCCUUUCCUCUACGAUACGAUCGCAUCGGUCUCAGGGUACACCCAAAAAAGAUAACUACGUCCUAAACACUUCGCCAACGCUCAAUUCAAGACAAACUUCAAGCUCCACGUACAGGGUCACAACGCGUAAUUCUAGCCUAUUGAAUAGUGGAGCUUGCUCGCUAACGUCGGUUAGAGCUGGCGGCGAGGAAGGCUCGUCGGCAUCCCUCUACCGCCCAAUGAUCCCUUUGCUGCCGCGAACUGAAAAUUCACCCGUCUCGGACUCGUUGCCAUACAUUCUUCGGUCUAGAUCGCAGCUCUACGAACGUGAAACUGCUUUCACAUGCGUAAAUCACAAGAAUAAAGAAUCGAGCAUAUCGUGGGACAAGCUUUACCUUCGAGCAGAGCGCGUGGCACACGAAAUCGAGAAACACAGACUUUACAAAAUGGCCAAGGUAUUACUUUGGUUCAAUAAAGACGAUCUCGUGGAGUUUGCAGUUUCUAUUCUCGGGUGUUUUAUAGCCGGGAUGGUGGCCGUACCGGUCUCUUUACAAACAUACUCUCUGGGCGAGAUCAUCCAAAUUGUUGGACUCACGAGUGCAACACUAACCCUCAUAUCGGAACACUGCUUGAAGCAAAUAGAUAAUUUGGAAUAUGGCGAUAGCGCCAAGGUAAAACUUACCAAAGACGGCGCUCUUUCUCAAAUGACGUUCAUUUCAACUGAAGAUCUUGGCGUCUACUCAAAGGCAAAGAAAAACAAACCUCUUUUUGAAAUACCAAGUGUAUCAUACAUUGAAUUCACCAGAACACCCCUUGGGCGUCUAUCUGGUGUUGUGAUAAAACACAAAAUGCUGUCCAAACAGCUGGAAACGCUUGCGAACAUCUUAAACUCGCGAAGAGAGAAGCAUUGGACUACAGGAGACGUACGGAGAUCUUAUAAAAAUAAAAGAACACCAUCUAGGUAUACCAUACUCAGUAGUUUAGAUCCUACUAGGUCUUCGGGACUGAUUUUUGGCGUUCUGUUCAACAUAUACACAGGUAAUUUGUUAAUGACUGUGGAUGAUAGCUUACUCCAGCAGGCGGGACUGUAUGAAAACAUCAUCAACAAGCAUCGAGUCAGUAUUCUACUAAACGACCAACUGCAACUUAAGCAAGUGGUCAUAAAUUACCUGGAGAAUCCAUCUCUAGUGACGUCCAAGAAAAACAAAAUCGACAUGGGCUGCGUCAAAUGGUGUCUCACUUCCUGCACAAAUAUCGACACAGAGGUUACGGAUAUGAUUGUACACAAAUGGCUCAAGAAUUUAGGUUGCUUAGACGCAUCGCAAUGCUAUUCUCCUAUGCUCACGCUUCUCGAUUUUGGCGGGGUUUUUAUCUCUUUAAAAGACCACCUUGGCAACCUAGAGAACUUUCCUGUACAUGACUCCAAACUCCGAUUGCAAGACGAGCUUUUUAUCGACAAAGAGAAAUUGAAGGAAAACAUUGUAAGUCCAAGUAUAACGGCAAUGAUCAAUUCCUCGAGCUCCACUAAAGACUUCCUUCGACUAGCAUGCUUCGGAUUUCCCAUUCCAGAUGCUACAGUAUGCAUUGUGAAUCCCGACGACAGCACCCUCGUUCCUGAUUUGACAAUAGGAGAGCUCUGGAUUUCAUCACCAAGCAUAACCGACGAGUUUUAUCAGAUGGAUAAGAUCAAUGAGUUUGUUUUCAACGCCCGACUAAAUUUCAAAAGAAUGUCCGAAGUUUUGCAAUGGACCGCACUGGGCGCCCAACUUGACGUUUCAGUUUCGUCAGAACGUCUGAAUAUGAUAAUGGGGAUAUGCGCCCCCGAAAAGACCUACAUUCGAACCAAACUGAUGGGUUUCGUCCAUAACGGAAAAAUAUAUGUUUUGUCACUGAUAGAGGAUAUGUUCCUCCAAAACAAGAUGGUCAGGUUACCAAAUUGGUCCCAUACCUCAGAUGUCACAAGAGCCCGGAGGAGCGAAGUAUCUCAUAAUAGCCGAACAACCAACAAACUGGAUUCGCUCACCUCAAAAAGAGUUGUUCAAACUUUUUAUUUGCAGCAUAUCACUGAGAAUGUUGUAAGAAUGGUGGAUAAAGCAUCUGAGGUUUCAGUUUUUGAACUUCCUCAAAACAAGGACGAACAUUUUUUAAUAAUGGCUGUCGAGAGCUCUUUGGCUUCCCAAUCGGCUCUAAUCACCACGUCAAGCUUGCCAAUUACGCCACAGCAAAGGGAACAACAUGAGAAAAAGAUGGCUAGCACAGUGGAACAGAUCUACAAAAUUCUCUGGAUUUUUCACAGAAUACAACCUCUAUGUGUCAUGUUAGUAUCACCUCGGUCUCUUCCACGUCGAUAUUGCUCGCUUGAGAUUGCAAAUAGCACUGUUGAGAAGAAGUUUCUUGGUGGUCUAUUAAGUUCAAAGUUUGUGAAAUUCCAGCUUGAUAAUGUUAUUUUGGACUUCAUUCCGCACUCAAGUUUUGUUAACGAGAGUAUCUUCUCAGAGCAUUUGUCCUCUUUGAGACAUGAAGCGAUGGCACAAGAGGUAACAAUUGCAACAGGCUCUCCACCUCAGCUCACUUGGCAGACAUCCGGCAUAGACUAUCGCGAAAAAGCAUUGGAUUACAGAACGAACACAGAUUUGGCUCCAUUCCCGAAUAUUUUAGAGAUUUUAGAAUGGAGAUCUAGAAAAAAUGGUGACGAGUUUGCUUUUAGUGAUGGAAACGCUGGUACCUCGAGCUUGACGGCUAGUUCGAACAGCUUGCACAACAAAGUGUCCUGGAAAACAUUUUUGUCGAUAGUGGGUUGGUUUGUCAAGAAAAUCGUGCAAUCUAAAACACCCUUGAAAGGCGGCGACCAUGUUAUUGUUCUAUGUGACAACUCUGUGGAGUAUGUCGCAAUAGUUCUCGCUUGCUUCUAUGCUAACUUGAUAGUCAUACCGAUUGCUCGUCUAGAUGACACACAUCCUGAGGAAGAGGUUAGCUUUUUACUGAGCACUGUACUUAACUACAAAGUGAAAAGAAUAUUUGUCGACACUAAGAUGCAAGCUAUACUUGAUGAUGGGAUUCAGAUCAGCAGAACGCUAAAGCGAUACAAACAUCUUCUCCCAAAAAUAACAGUAUUCUCAAAAAUAAAAAAGAAAGGGGAUAUAUCCUCGGCAGGGCUCAAGUCUCUAUUGAAAGAAAGACACGGCUCCAGCUCGGUUUCGUCCAGUUCAUGUGUGAUAUGGGUGGACCGGGAGCGAGACACUGACCGGGAACUAAACGUGGUCAUGACACACAAGGUACUGCUUAACAUGUGUAAGAUCUCCAAAGAGACAUUGCAACUGACCAGUGAUAACCCAAUCAUCUCCAUAUAUAACCAUACUAAUGGUUUGGGUUUCAUUCAAAGUUGCCUUCUGGGCAUAUAUGUGGGCGCUACUACAUGCUUUUUUAAUUUCCAAGAGGUUUUGAGCGAUUCAACCAGUUUUUUGGUAGCUUUGCAAAACUUGAAUGUCAAAGACUUGAUUCUGAGUCCAGAAAUGCUCUAUGCGAUGAUGGAUCAAGCAAAUUCCUUAAUUCAGAAAGGCAAAAUUCCGACCGCAGGGAAAAAGGAUCUAAGAUCAGCUAAGUCUGUACUGCGGCCGGACUUUUUGCAAAAGAUCCAAAACAUCAUGAUACCCUCGAGAGGCAGACCAAACAUUGUUGCUAUCCAAAACACCCUAAAGAGAUACCCGUCCAUAACGGUGGGCCCUACGCAAUUGAACCACGUUUACCAACACCUGUUUAAUCCUUUGAUAUCUCUGCGAUCAUACUUAGGUAUCCCACCGGUGGACAUUUAUUUGGACUUGGUAUCUUUGAGGGAAGGUGUGAUCAGAGAAGUGGACCCCAGUACACUCUCUGCCAAGGAACUAGACCAGUGUCUCCAUUUACAAGACUCGGGUGUUGUUCCGGUUUGUACAGACCUUUUGGUCGUGAAUCCCGAAACCCUUCAACCAUGCUUCGAACAUGAGGUGGGUGAAUUAUGGUGUUGUUCGGAGGGCAAUGUCUAUGACUACAACAUUAGUCGAGUUCUGCCCGCUGAAAAGCGUUUAAUGACGUCAAAUGGGAAAGGCAACAAAGGCCAAUUGACUAAGCUACCUUUCAUUUCCAGUCAGUUUAAGUCUAAGCUUCAAGGCGACGCGGACAACGGACUAUCGUACCUCAGAACAGGUGACCUGGGCUUCAUGAAGAGCAUCAAAUGCACAGACUCGCGGGACAAUGUCUUAAGCCUAACAUUGUUGUAUGUUUUGGGCAGCAUAAACGAGACCAUCGAAAUACUGGGCCUGACACAUUUUGUGGUGGAUCUCGAGAGAACCGUGAAAAACGCACACGCUUCUAUCUACAAUUGCGUAGUAGCCAAGGUAGGUGGCUUGCUAAGCUGUCUGAUUGAGUGUCGUGGCAAUAGGGCGUACGAGUAUUCGAAUUUGAUCCCUCUCGUGGUGGCCGCGCUUUUGAAAGACAACGGAGUGGUUCUAGACUUGUGCUGUUUCAUUGAGCCAAACUCUCUCAAAUACGGCAUCAAGAGAUGGCAAAACAACCGAAUGACUAUUUUAUCCGACUGGUUGCGCGGCAAGCUUAAGAUUGACGCUCACUUCGGCAUCAACUACGGCGAAAACAACUCUAUUUACCUGUUGUCAGACUUUGAGAAUGAGGAGUGA